This is a messenger RNA of Andrographis paniculata, 1103 nucleotides long. Its product is annotated as loganic acid O-methyltransferase-like. The transcript is spliced from 3 exons. Gene Ontology annotation, biological process: methylation. The coding region runs from base 48 to 1103 and encodes 351 amino acids. The record is from RefSeq and is a predicted model, not a curated record. Lineage: Eukaryota; Viridiplantae; Streptophyta; Magnoliopsida; Lamiales; Acanthaceae. Gene Ontology annotation, molecular function: S-adenosylmethionine-dependent methyltransferase activity.
CGGGCCUUCGCAACCACAAAGGCCAUCUCAAAUUAGGGCAUUAUUCCAUGAAUGGCGGACAAGGACUUAAUAGCUAUGCCAAUAACUCAACUUAUCAGAGAGGAGGUUUCGAGGCUGUGAAACCGAUCAUGGAAGAAGAAAUCGCGACGAAACUCGACUUAAAAAAUCGCUCAUCUAAGACGCCUUUCCGCAUCGCCGACUUCGGAUGCUCCACCGGGCUCAACUCAUUUCCGGCCAUGCAAACCAUCAUCCAAGCCAUCGAAAAAAAAAUCGACACACAAAAAGGAUUACUUUCCGGGCCCCCGGAUUUUCAAGUGUUCUUCGUUGAUCAAUUGGUGAAUGAUUUCGCCUCAUUGUUUCGUUUGCUUCCCCCGGAAAGGAAUUACUACUCGGCAGCUGUGCCCGGUUCUUUCCAAGAUCGCCUCCUGCCGAAUGCCUCGAUAGAUUUUGCGUAUUCGUCGUGCGCGCUUAACUGGUUUUCAAAGAUUCCUGCAGCUGUCGAAGAUCGAUCAUCGCCGGCGUGGAAUGGAGGGAGAGUUCACUAUACGGGAGCAAGACGAGAAGUUUUUGAGGCCUACGCGAAACAUUUUGCGAAUGAUAUUCGGUUGUUUUUAGAGGCGAGGGCACGAGAGGUGGUCGCCGGAGGACUGAUGGCUCUUCUUGUUCCGGCGGUUCCUACUUUCGAGAUUCCCGACAACUCGUUCGCGACCCCGACGGAGUUGGAUCUUGUAGGUUCUUGCCUUGUGGACAUGGCUAAGAAGGGUAAAAUCAAGAAAGAGAAGAUAGAUUCGUUCAACUUUCCAAUGUAUCUCACAAUUCCACAAGAAUUUCAGACAAUAUUAGAGAGAAACCCCAAGUUUAGCAUAGAGAGGUUCGAAAUAAUCGACAGCCCGGGAAAAAGCACCUUAGCCGGCGCUAAUGCUCGCGCCGGAUUCAUGAGGGCAAUCUUGGAGGUUUUGCUGAUAAAUCAUUUCGGCGGUGAAAUCAUAGAUGAAUUAUUCGACAGAUACACGAAGAAACUUGCAUCUUCGCCGGUUUUCAUUGACCCUAACAAUGAUAAAUCAAUUCUCAUAUUAGUCAUCCUUAAGCGCAAACCCGAAUGA